UUCAACCUAUUCGGGGACAAAAUGUCAGCACCAUUAUGAAACACAUCCGCGCUGUUUGUUUCCGGGUUGCUGUGACGCAAAUGUGAAGGGGCGGGGUAUUAUGAGCAGUCUGUCCCUCCCGCAGGUAGGUUGCUCGCUCACCCAUCCCCGACAAGUUGCCCUCCAAGGCGUCGGUCAGAAAGUCCAAGACGAGGAGGGAAGUUGUAGCCCUUUACGCGUUGGCUUCUCCUUUUUUUCUCCCCCUCCCUUCGUUGUUCUGUGAGCGCUGCUGUCGGUGCUUGCGCUGGGGAUGUUCAGUUGGGUAAAGCAGGAGCAGGGCGGCCGCAACAAGGAGGGCGAGAUGUACCAAACGGUGACCGAGGGGCUGCAGAGCCUCUACAGCAAGAAGCUGCUGCCACUGGAGGAGACGUAUCUCUUCCACGACUUCCACUCGCCCGCCCUGGAGCCGGCCGACUUCCAGAGCAAGCCCAUGGUGCUGCUGGUGGGCCAGUACUCCACCGGGAAGACCACCUUCAUCAGGUAUCUUCUGGAGCAAGACUUUCCUGGUAUGCGGAUUGGACCCGAACCCACCACGGAUGGCUUCAUCGCGGUGAUGUACGGCGACAACGAGGGGAUCGUACCCGGCAAUGCCCUGGUGGUGGACCCCAAGAAGCCCUUCAGGAAGCUCAACGCCUUUGGAAACUCGUUUCUCAACAGGUUCAUCUGCUCUCAGAUGCCCAAUCAGGUUCUUCAGAGCAUCAGCAUCAUCGACACGCCGGGGAUUCUGUCCGGAGAGAAGCAGCGCAUCAGCAGAGGUUACGACUUUGCCGAGGUUCUGCGUUGGUUCGGCGAGCGAGUGGACAGGAUCAUCCUGCUUUUUGACGCCCACAAACUGGACAUCUCAGACGAGUUCUCCGAGGCCAUCCGAGCUCUCAAAGGACAAGACGACAAGAUCAGGGUGGUCCUCAACAAGGCCGACCAGGUGGACACGCAGCAGCUGAUGCGCGUCUACGGCGCCCUCAUGUGGUCUCUGGGCAAAGUGAUCAACACCCCGGAAGUGGUGCGGGUUUAUCUGGGCUCCUUCUGGGCCAAACCCCUACAGAACACGGAGAACAGACGUCUAUUUGAGGCGGAGUCUCAGGACCUCUUCCGGGACAUCCAGAGUCUUCCGAAGAACGCGGCGCUUCGCAAGCUCAAUGAUCUCAUCAAGAGGGCCAGGCUGGCCAAGGUGCACGCCUACAUUAUCAGCUACCUCAAGAAGGAGAUGCCAUCGCUGUUUGGGCGCGAGAAGAAGAAGGAGGAGCUCAUCGCGAGGCUGCCUGAGAUCUAUGCCAUCCUGCAGAGGGAGCACCACAUCAGCCCUGGAGACUUUCCUAACGUCAACAAGAUGCAGGACAUGUUGCAGCACUACGACUUCAGCAAAUUCCCAUCGCUGAAGAUGAAGCUGAUCGAGUCCGUGGACAAGAUGCUUGCGUCCAAGAUCGCCGGGCUGAUGACCAUGAUCCGCGAGGAGGAAACCAAGGCGCCGCCUGCCAUGGUGUCGGGCGGCGCCUUCGAGGGCUCCCAGGACGGCCCCUUCGGCCGCGGCUAUGGCGAGGGCAUAGGCGCCGGCGCCGACGGAGCCGAGGACUGGAUUGUCAGCCGGGACAAGCACCGCUACGACGAGAUUUUCUACACGCUCAUGCCCGUCAACGGCAAAAUCAGCGGCGUCAACGCCAAGAAGGAGAUGAUGAACUCCCGGCUGCCCAACACUGUACUGGGCAAGAUAUGGAAGCUGGCUGACUGCGACCAGGAUGGCAGCCUGGACGACGAGGAGUUUGCGCUGGCUCAGCACCUCAUCAAGGUCAAGCUGGAGGGCUACGAGCUGCCGGCCGAGCUGCCCCCACACCUGGUGCCGCCCGCCCAUCGCAAGCACGCCGAGGCUGAGUACGAUCCCGGCGAGGACUAGACGCUCGCGUCCAUGCACCCUGACUGACACGCGACGACAACAGGCACCUGUGUUUAUUUGCUACGCUGCCCGCUCGCUUGAAAUCUUCGGUUCAACUCAAAAUUAGCAAUUUUGCCAUCAGCAGAUUUUUGGGGAGGGACUCUCGUCUUUUUAUUUGCUGAAAAAGUCGCUUAUUUGCUGUUUUUGUUCUCACUGCAUCUUGGCUUUGGAACUGUUGAAGUGAGUUGAGGAGCUUUAUUUAGGCAGAUGUAGUGAUUUGCCGCCAUCUUGUGGUUGGCUAGUACAGUACACUUUAAACCGUUUUAGGGGCGUGUCACUCACAGGCCGGAUGAGCUUCAUUUAGGGCAGAGGUACCUUUUUGAAACCGAAACCAACUUCUUGCCCACACUGCUUAAAAGCAAAACAUGGUUUUGAAGGUCCUUGUCAUACUGGUUUUGCUGGUGUCACUUGCAAGACUCGGCAGCAAAAGCAGCCAAGAUUUAAACAGCUGAACAUUUGGUCAUCUGGCAACCCACUACGCUAACUCGGCAAGAGAUUUUAAGAUGUGAAGACAUAUAGCCUUAUUAAUUAAAUUUUUUUAAAAACUGUUGUCUAUAUGUAUGUGUAUAUGAACUGUUUUGGAGCAAUGAUCAAAGUAUUGUACAUCAUUUCAA
Syngnathus acus (greater pipefish) is the source of this 2580-nucleotide messenger RNA. It is a transcript of the gene ehd4, whose product is annotated as EH-domain containing 4. Gene Ontology annotation, biological process: endosomal transport; endocytosis. The record is from RefSeq and is a predicted model, not a curated record. Gene Ontology annotation, cellular component: cytoplasm; plasma membrane. The transcript is spliced from 8 exons. Gene Ontology annotation, molecular function: GTP binding; protein binding; calcium ion binding. NCBI's taxonomy places the organism in Eukaryota, Metazoa, Chordata, Actinopteri, Syngnathiformes, Syngnathidae. Bases 290 to 1927 code for a protein of 545 amino acids.